CAUAGAACAGACAAACCUGGUGUCUGUGUGGUAUGUUGUCAACGAGGUUGGUGAGGUUAUCUGCCCUGUGAAAAAGGAGUCCAGUGAUUGGGGUCACACUGAUAGUGAUACAAGGGCCCACCAACAGUCCUGCCAGGUCUCAGCAGUCUGGUGAUUGGCUACCAUCAGACCUUGAUGACGCUGUAAAAGGGAAAUAGAAACGUAUUCAUAAGUUGCUGUGCGACUCAGAAAUGAAAGUGAGAGUAAUCGCAGUAAAUAAAUGCAGCAGUGACAGGGAUUACAACAUCGUGAUAAACACAUUUAUUGAAGCCAACUUUACAUAAGGAUUUAAAAUGGAUUCAUUUGUGGUUUAGAGAUUUGCACAAUGGCUGGACAGAAUUAUGUUAGUGAACUUAAUGAAUACAAACAGAAAAACAAUGUGACAGCAAUAUAUGAGGAGGUUUCUGUAAAUGGACCAGACCACGAUCGAACAUUCACCUUUAAGGUUAUUGUUAAUGGUGUUGAAUAUCCUGAGGCCAUUGGCAAAACCAAGAAAGACGCAAGACACUAUGCAGCUAGGGAAGCUCUUGAAAUGAUACGUGGCCAAUCCAACACAUCUAGUGACACGACAAGUGGCAGAAGAGAAUCAUGCACAUCACCAUCUGUACCUUCGAACCAGAUCAACUGCGUAAGCUGGCUUAAUGAAUAUUGCCAACGAAAACAACUGUCAAUCCAACUAGUUAAGAACAGUCAUAUGGGACCUGCUGGUUUACCUCAUUUUUCCUGCCAAUAUAACAUUGGGAACAGAGAAUAUCCUGAGGGAAUAAGGAACAGUAAGAAAGAGGCCAAAAAAGAAGCUGCAAGGCUUGCUUAUGAACAAUUGCAGCUUGAGGAAAAUGUACAGACUCCAAACAAAAGCCAGAAUGACAGUAAUUCAGGACUUGAUUCUAGCUUGGAUUAUUCAUCAUCAAGUGCUACACCAGUUUUUGAAAAUCAAACAAAUGGUACAAGUACACCACAACAGGCCCAGUAUGAAAGUUCCAGCAGACAGUCUUCAAUUAAAAGUCAUUGUGGAAACUCUGAAUCUCAAAGGACAGGGAAUGAUGAUUAUAUUGUAUUCAAAGACAGUUCUUCCAGCAAGAAAGAAAAUCCUGUUGCCUUAAUAAAAGUGAGUCCUCGAGGUACCAGAUUAAAAAAUAGAAAAGUAAACUUGGCUCCUGAUUUCAGAAAUGACUUCAAGUCUACACCAAACAAGAAUGAUCAGGAAAAUAUGGUAGCCAAUUUAAAUAUGGAGAGACCCUCGGGCAAGGAUGUCGAUGAGAAAACAAACUUUUAUAACCCACAGAACCCAAGAUUUCUACUGGAAUUUGAAGAAAUAACCAGCCUGGGUAAAGGUGGCUUUGGGAGUGUUUACAAGGCGAGAAAUAAACUUGACAAAAACAUGUAUGCUGUGAAGUGUGUGAAGUAUGAAAAAAAGGCUGAGCGUGAAGUUGCAGUAUUGGCACGACUUGAGCAUGACAACAUUGUACGCUAUUCUACUUCAUGGUUUGAAGAGUUACCAGGAAAACUGCUGGAAACAUCUGAAAGCUACAGCAGCUCAAGCUCGGACCCCAGUGCUUUACAUAAAUACCUCUUAAUCCAGAUGAAACUAUAUGAAAAGGGAACAUUGAAAAACUGGAUUGAUGAUAAAAAUCACUUAAAGACAACAAGAAGCAAAACUGAUGCUUUGAAAAUAUUUACACAGAUGGUCGAUGGAGUUGAAUAUAUUCAUUCAAAUAAUCUGAUUCAUCGAGAUUUAAAGCCUAGAAAUAUCUUUUUAAGUGAGGAUGAUAAAAUAAAAAUAGGGGAUUUUGGACUUGCGACUGAAAUAAUCAAUGAAAACGAUGGCAACUCACUCCAAAGGACUAAGCGCACAGGAACCGUGUCAUAUAUGAGUCCUGAACAGGAAAACCAGAACAAAUAUGAAAAUGAAGUGGACAUUUAUUCCCUAGGAUUAAUUUGGUUUGAACUUCUUUGGCGGUUUAAAACAGAAAGUGAAAAGUUCCAUAUGUGGAGCAAAAUAAGGGGUCGGGAGUUUCCUGAAGAGUUUCGCACACAGUACAGUACUGAGUUCAGAUUAAUAAAAAAGAUGCUGUCUGAAACACCAAAGGACAGACCAAAAGCUUCGAAGAUUGCAGAACGUUUGGAUAGGUAUUUCAAAAAGGAGACUGAACACAAAGAGACAAAGACAGUAUAAGGACAAUGCUGGAAAUGUACCCUAUAGCAAUGUUAGCAGGGAUGCCAACCACUAAAACAGUACACUAAGUAGCUUCAAAGGAGUGCUGCAGGCUUUUUUACAUUUUUCUUACUAUGUGAGUAUGUUAUUAUAAUGUUGAAUGAGCUUGUCUGGAGAAUCUUAAGUGCCAGGACUGAACAGACUCUAAUCCACUCAAAUAUAUGACCUUCUAACUCUGCUAAUAUCAACUAAACACUAUAAAAGUAAUGGGGAAAAUGUUUUAAUUAAAAAGAAAAACAAUUACAAGUCUAUUGGAAUCUAUUUUUAAAAGACCAUUCCAGUGUGAAACAAUUCUUAUUAAUUUAAAUGCGGGGAAACAACGCCCAAAUCGAAAUAUGGUUUUAAAGCACAAAUAAAUACUUUUUGCUCUCGCUGCGGAAUGUCAUAAAAUCUGCAAGAGUUCAAUUAUAUAUUGUAAGUAAACCACUGAAUACAAAAAGUCACCACUAUUAUGUUCAUUCUCUCUUUAACCACCACUAUCUUAAAACAAGUCAACAGAUGUUGUACCAAAGAUGUUAUGGCAGAGCUGUGAUGUGCUGGCUCACUUUCCAUCUUUGUGUUGCACGGGUGGUAGAUGAUCACACGAUACAUCAACAUUCUCCAAGAAGGACUUUUUCCUGUCUAUGCCAAUGGUCAUCUGUCUGGUGUUUUUAUGUAAAAUGGUGCCCGAACUCACACCGCCCGUGCAACGCAAAGUGGAAAAGAGAGUCAAAGCAUCAGAACUCUGCCAUGGCCUGGCCAAUCACCGGACAUGAACCCCAUUGAGCAUGUGUGGGCAAUCCUUGACCAAUCCCUGCAAAAGCGCCCCAGUAACCCCACUUCCUGGGACUCCCAAUACAGAUAAUGUGCCAGGAAUGGGCUACAAUGCUGCAGACCAGGAUUACUGAUGUCAUCCACACAAUGUGUGGACAAAUUGCUGCCUUGCAUAAGGCAAAGGGCGGCACCACAAAGUAUUUGGCCAGUGCUAUGUAUGGUUCCAGAAAAAGCAGGUGUUCUUUCCUACUUGGAUGUUUAUUUACUUAUGUCAAGUCUCUAUGUGUUUGAAGAGUUUCAAUUGAGGCUAUCACUGCAAUUAGAUGUCUCAAAACAUCACACACAGUUUAUUUUAGCUGCAUCACACAGACUUUAUUGUAGCUGUUCACAAGUGGCUUACCAAGUUAACAUGUUGUUCAUUUUUGUUAAUGGUUAAAAAAAGUACAGAUGUCUUUAAUAAUGUCUAAACAAAAUGAAAUCAUUUUCGCUCAAAUGGUUGAUUCGGAAAAUCUUUCUGUCCCAGCAGCUGAAAAAUAAUGAAACAGGUCACCAUAUAUUGCCUAACCAUUAACAACUCAUUAAAAAAAAUAUUGAAACAUGUCUAUUAAGUUGUUAGUUAGGCAGCCAUUAACAGUUAAAUAAAUACAAACUUCAAAAGAAUUGUUAAAGCAUUAACAACAUUUUCAAAAGUAAUACAAGUAGGACUUGCACUGUUGACAUUAACCACACUGAUAAAUUCCAGCUGAACUAUGAUCCCAUUACAAUCAAAGAUAAGAUGUUGGCUUUGGGUCAGUUUUCAUUGUUUUGUUGACUUUAAAUGUGCACAGGUCUAAGCUGUCUUCCAUUUGUAUUUGUGUAAACGCAUUCGUCCUUCGGAUGAGACGUAAAACCGAUGUCCUAUUGUAAGUGACUGUGCAGCAGCAGUUGUUGUUGAUGCAUAGUUCACCCCCCCAGGUCUCUGUAAGUCGCUUUGGAUAAAAGUGUCUGCUAAAUGACUAAAUUAAUAAAUCAUUCAGAAAUUAGAAGUCACCCUGAUGCAGGGCUAGAAACCUGCACGUGUCCUGCAUCCAGUCGUGGGUUUCAGAAUUGACCUUACGAACAUUAUUUAAAUAAUCAUAGGAUUUCAAUGCAUGUUGAUCUCGGUAGUGCGGAUAGUAUUAUUCAUGUUUUAAUAAGAGCGAUCUGUUCAGAGCCAAUUUACCUGGUGCCUGCUUUCUCAAAUUCCUGGCACCUGGUGAUUUUCAAGAAUAUAUCAAAACAAGAGGACUUCUGAAACCAAGGACUGGGCAUAGGACUAUUGUGGGUUUCUAACCCUGCCAUGUUAAAGACUGUAAAAAAAGACCACUUUUAGAUGAUCCCUAGAGUAUUGUUUCAAGCAGAUGUAACUCUGAUCCAAGUCUCAGAUGCAAAUAUUGCCAUUUUUUAAAAUCAUGAACUUAGUCUUGUUUACUUGUGCACAUAUCCAGUGUAAUCAUGAAAAUAUAAUUGUUUAUUGGGUUGUUAUGUCAUGCUGUUGAUUUUGAUUUAUAAAUGUUAAUUUUACAUGGCCGUUAUCCCCAUUAACCCCUUUUACAAAUUGACCUGUAUGUAUUUUGACAGCUAUUACAAUUAAUUCAAUAUCGACUGAUGAUAAUGCUGCUUUGCAUUUUUACUGAAGGGAUACUUUGUACAACACCGUAUAAAAGUAGACUCUUAUAGGAUGUAUAUUAACUGCAGUUACCAUAUGUUUACAGUACUUAUUAUAUUGGGUACGCCAAUAAAUACUGUAUCUAAAGAGAACAUGUAUCCAAUCUUUUUAGACUUUCAAUAAUCUAAGGAGUGUAAAUACUGCAGCUCUUUAAUAUGAUUUGAAUUAAUCUGGAAUUUUCCGCCAGGGGUUUCUUACUGAACAGGAAAUUUUAUUAGUUGGUGUAAAAUGUAAUAAAUGAUUACAUGUUUUAAAUUUUAAA
This is a messenger RNA of Acipenser ruthenus (sterlet), 4956 nucleotides long. RefSeq names its product interferon-induced, double-stranded RNA-activated protein kinase-like. The coding region runs from base 365 to 2215 and encodes 616 amino acids. NCBI's taxonomy places the organism in Eukaryota, Metazoa, Chordata, Actinopteri, Acipenseriformes, Acipenseridae. The record is from RefSeq and is a predicted model, not a curated record. Gene Ontology annotation, molecular function: ATP binding; double-stranded RNA binding; protein kinase activity. The transcript has 20 exons. Gene Ontology annotation, biological process: protein phosphorylation.